AGAGCGCGGUUGGUCCAGAACGUGGCAGCGGAUGGACACAGGCGAAUGGCCUGGUGGCGGGGACAAGGGGGGAACAAGGGGGGGACAAGGGGGGGGAAGAUAAGUGAAGGGACACCCCACCAGGCCACCCCACCAGGACACCCCACCAGGCCACCCCACCAGGCCACCCCACCAGGCCACCCCACCAGGCCAGGUCACAAGGGGAAGGGAAAGGAGAAUUCAGGUUAUGCUUGA
This is a messenger RNA of Closterium sp. Naga37s-1, 234 nucleotides long. NCBI's taxonomy places the organism in Eukaryota, Viridiplantae, Streptophyta, Zygnematophyceae, Desmidiales, Closteriaceae. The record is from the annotation of a GenBank genome assembly.